Messenger RNA from Phyllopteryx taeniolatus (common seadragon), 3444 nucleotides. It is a transcript of the gene pxk, whose product is annotated as PX domain containing serine/threonine kinase. Bases 177 to 1979 code for a protein of 600 amino acids. The transcript is spliced from 17 exons. Gene Ontology annotation, molecular function: protein kinase activity; actin binding; ATP binding. The record is from RefSeq and is a predicted model, not a curated record. Gene Ontology annotation, biological process: protein targeting to lysosome; protein phosphorylation; early endosome to late endosome transport. Gene Ontology annotation, cellular component: extrinsic component of endosome membrane; late endosome; early endosome. Lineage: Eukaryota; Metazoa; Chordata; Actinopteri; Syngnathiformes; Syngnathidae.
CUGCAGGUGGCGAUAGAGCGGUUGCUCAACCUCCGGCCAGCUUUCAUUUCAGCCGAAGAGGAAACGGCGGUGGUUCGGUUCGUCAUUAGGCUGAUCCGAAACUACUCGUCCCCUCUCGGCGUCGACACGCGGACACAGGCGCACUUUCCCCGGCUGCCCUCCCCCCGAAGUCCGGGAUGUCUUUCCUGGCCAAGGCGAAUCCCAGCCGGCUUCUGUUGGACGACAGCGUCGCGCUGACGGCGGCGAUCGAAGCCAGUCAGAAGCUCCAGUCCCACACGGAGUACAUCAUCCGAGUGCAGAGGGGCGUGUCCUCGGAGAACAGCUGGCAGGUCAUCCGGCGCUACAGUGACUUUGAUGUUCUCAACAACAGCCUGAUGGUGUGCGGCGUCAGCCUUCCUCUGCCGCCCAAGAAGCUGAUCGGCAACAUGGACCGCGAGUUCGUCGCCGAGAGGCAGCGCGGCCUGCAGGCCUAUCUGGACGCCGUUACCCAGCAUCCUUUGCUGUGUGUCGCCCUGCCCGUCAAGAAGUUCCUGGACCCCAACAACUACGCUGUCAACUACACAGAGAUCGCCCUGCAGCAGGUCUCCAUGUUCUUCCGCUCGGACCCCAAGUGGGAGGUGGUGGAGCCCCUCCGAGACGUCGGCUGGAGGAUCAGGAAGAAGUAUUUCCUGGUGAAAAACAAAGAACAAGGCAAGGAGAGCUACCUGCUCAGCUGGGUGGACAUGGGCCCUGACAAGUUCCUGUCUGACAAAGACCUGCAGUCGACCAUGAAGCUCCUCGCCGGCCUCUCCAGUCCGUACGUGUGCCCGCUUUUGUUCUCCAGCACCGGUGAGUCUUCGGCGCUCCUCAUCCGACCUUUCGGAGAGGCGGGCUCCCUGCGAGACCACCUCUGUAAGGCGAACCCCAGAGAGAACUUCCUGAAGAAGUACGCCAACCCCAAGAAGAGUCGACCUCUUGAACUGUCGCACAUCAAACUCUACGGCCGACAGAUACUGGAGGGCCUCCGACUCCUCCACGAGAGCGGCCUAUUUUUCGGCCACCUGCACGCGUCCAACGUGUUGCUGGAUGAGGGCGCGUGCCGCCUGACGGACGUGGAGAACGGCUUGCUGGGAGUUCCCUCGGCCCUACGACCCGCCGUCACCCGCUUCAGGAAGAUUAACACGACAGAAAGCGUGGACGUCUUCUGCUUCGGCCAUUUACUUUACGAGAUCACUUACGGCCGACCGCCUGGCGGCGUCCCCGUGGACGCGUAUCCCGACGCCCCCUCCGCGGCCGUGGUGUCGGUGCUGCGGUCCAUCUUGUCCACGGAGGCCUGCAAGUCGCGGAUGCCCACGGUGUCGCAACUCAUUCAGACACCGCUGUUCAGUGACGUGGCGCUGCAGCACUCUGAGAAAGUGCCGAUCAGGGUGCCCAGCAGGCUGAAGGAAGCGCUGAGAGCGGCCAAGGAACGUGUGGAGAAACGACUGCAGGAGGAGCAGAAAAUGCUGCACCAGCACAGGAGGCUGACCAGAGCGCAGUCUCAUCACGGCUCCGAGGAGGAGAGGAAGAGGAGGAAGAUUCUGGCCAGGAAGGUACGGCGGCAUGCGUCGUCUUCACGCCCGAACUCAAACGCGACACGGCGCGCGCUGGUUGCACAACCUUGUGGGUCUUUGCAGAAGUGCAGGCAGUCGACGUGUGAAAACGAAGAUGACUCUGUUUCCGUCCGAAACAACAACAAUUCUGGCUCGGGCGCCAGUUCCCCUCCCACGUGCCCCUCGUCCCCCACGCCUCCGCCCACCGCAGGUGGUCCUCCUCCUCCUCCGCUGCCGCCGCCUCCCACGCUGGACUCCUCCUCCUCGUCCUCCUCGGCUUCCAGCUGCUCGUCGUCGGCCGCCCCGCUCCCCGCAGGUCGCGCCGCCUUGCUGAGCUCCAUCCAGGCCUUCAGCAAAGGCAAACUGAAGAAGGCCCAGACCGUAGACCGCGGCCGGCCCGUCUUCUGACCGCCGCCCGUCGCCCUGCGACGCUCCCUCACAUGUGAAGACAAAUCCCGAACAAAACAAUCCAAAUGUUUAGUUGACAUUCCUACUCGGGGCUUGUUUUUUUGUACAUUUGGUGUCGAUUGGGAACGGAACCGAAACAAGCUCCCAGCGAAUGCUGGAAAACCGAAUGCUGACCUUGUGCGGUGAAGAUAACAUCCAGCUGCUUUCUUCCGGAUCGUUCUUGAUCCAAACAUCUGUUGUUAUGGGGACUUCCGGAUUGCCAGCCUGGAACUGGAACAUCAUCUUCCUUCUGACUGAGGCGUAUUAUCCCCGGAAGCGUUCUGAGUCGUUGGUCUGUUUCAAAAGAAUAUUUUCUGGGAAAAAAAUCUGCAGUUUUGGGGUGAAAUAACAAAAAAACCUAAAGAAAGAACUGGAAACCAUUUGUUGCAAGGAAAUUGAGGAAAUAAUUAAAAUGUUACAUUUUUAUAUUAAGCACAUCUCCAUUUAAAUAAAAAAAAAAUACCCACAAAAGUUUUGGAAAAUGUCCAAUGAAAGGAUGUAUCUCCAAUUAUUUUUUUAGCCCAAAAAACUAAACCUUUGCUGGAUGUUUUUGUUGGUCCAAAAAGAAACUUUAAACAUGGGAAGAACAUUGUCCUCACGAUUUGUGGAUAGAAGAUACAUUUUAUUUCCUUAUACAACGCGGAAAUGUCCAAUUAAGUGUUUUUCUUUUUUUUUUUUUUUCACCUUAACAUAAAAAAACAAAAUGAAUUUUCUUGUUUUGGUUUAAAAAAAACUAACUUUUUUAUUUAUUUUUUUUAUUUUGGAUCAACCUAAAAAUGUCGCCAUGUUUUUCCUGGGGCAAUGAUAUUUUUGUGUGAGAUAGUUGAGCAAAUCUAUGGACAAAAUGACCUUUUUAUGUAGCAACUACAUUCAUUCAAUCGUUUUUUUUUUUUUUUUUUUUUUCUCUCCAUCUUAACAAAUCCAAUGACAAGCCCGCCUUUUUUUGUGUUUUUUUGUUGUUUUUUUUGGCUCCAAAGAAGGAAAAGUCAACAGCUGGAGAUGCAUAUUUUUCCAUAUAGCAUUUAUAUAUUUGUUCAAGCCAGUUAAGCGCGCGUAAAGACAAUUUGAAUAAGGGUCGCGUUCAGACUUUUACACUUUUAUGUUUUUAUUGUUCAUGAAACUGCCCGACGACUCGUGUGGUGUUAAAACGUUUGCGCCAUCCGAGCUUAUAUUCUACUUUUAUUGCGCCAUAUAUGAUAUGAUAUGAUCUGAUCCUUGUGCCUAUAGAUGAAUGUGUUCAGGAUUACGGAUUGGAUUUUGGAUGGCAUUUGAAUGUUUGUGGUUCGUUUAUGCGGCCUGUUGCAAUCCACUUGAAUUGAGGCCGAAUGUUACUCCGCAGCACUUUACCCCCCCCCCCCCCGAGGCAAAUUUUGUGAUGUCAAUAUAAACAAUAAAUAAAGUCCCAGCUAAUGGUGGAUGCUUUGAU